UUCCUCUUCCUUCUUGAUGUCUCAAAUUCUCUUCCUUUAAAGUCCUUAAUCAAAACCCUAAACCCAUAAUUCCAAUCCCUCCUUUCGAAUUCUUCAAUCUCCUUCUCUCUCUCUCUUUCACACACAAUCGCUGAUCGAUUCUGAAAUUCGUAGCUAUGGAAGCAACAGCGUUAUCAUCUGGGUUUAAUCCUCUAAUCAAGCGUAAAGAUCACAGAUUUCCCAGGUCAUAUGCUCAGAGAAAGUCUCUGUCUUUGAUUCAAUUUGAUUCAAAGGAGAGAUCUUUUGGACUCAAGAACUCGAAACUUGAAGGGUCUAUUGCGAUCACGCGUCGUGGAUUGAGUUUUAAGACGAAUGUGUUUGAGCAAGCUCAUUCUGUGACUGGAGAUUGUUCUUUUGAUGAGGCUAGAGAUAAAACACGUUCUCUUGUUGCAGAAGAUAAGAUUGGUGUCUUGCUUUUGAAUUUAGGUGGUCCUGAAACUCUUAAUGAUGUUCAACCUUUCUUGUAUAAUCUCUUUGCUGAUCCGGAUAUUAUAAGGCUUCCUAGACCAUUUCAGUUUCUUCAAGGGACUAUAGCGAAGUUUAUAUCUGUUGUUCGUGCUCCGAAAUCGAAAGAAGGGUAUGCUGCUAUUGGUGGUGGUUCUCCUUUGCGUAAAAUAACUGAUGAGCAAGCGGAUGCUAUUCGUAUGGCGUUGCAAGCGAAGAACGUUGCUGCUAAUGUUUACGUUGGUAUGCGGUAUUGGUAUCCGUUCACUGAGGAGGCUGUUCAGCAGAUAAAGAAGGACAAAAUUACAAGACUUGUUGUACUGCCAUUGUACCCUCAGUAUUCUAUCUCCACGACGGGUUCAAGCAUCCGCGUUCUCCAAGACUUAUUCAGGAAAGAUCCGUACCUAGCUGGAGUGCCGGUAGCUAUUAUACAGUCCUGGUACCAAAGGCGAGGGUAUGUCAAUUCCAUGGCCGACCUCAUUGAGAAGGAGCUUCAAACUUUCUCUGAUCCUAAGGAGGUUAUGAUAUUCUUCAGUGCCCAUGGUGUUCCGGUCAGCUACGUAGAAAAUGCUGGAGAUCCGUACCAGAAGCAGAUGGAAGAGUGUAUUGACUUGAUAAUGGAAGAGCUAAAAGCUAGAGGGGUUCUUAACGACCAUAAAUUGGCAUACCAGAGUCGUGUUGGGCCUGUUCAAUGGCUGAAGCCAUACACCGAUGAGGUUCUUGUCGACCUUGGUAAGAGUGGUGUUAAGAGUCUACUAGCCGUUCCAGUCAGUUUCGUGAGUGAGCACAUUGAGACACUUGAAGAGAUAGACAUGGAGUAUAGGGAACUAGCUCUGGAGUCAGGGGUAGAGAACUGGGGACGGGUACCAGCACUAGGUCUCACACCAUCCUUCAUCACCGACUUAGCUGAUUCAGUGAUAGAAUCGCUUCCUUCAGCAGAAGCAAUGUCGAACCCAAAUGCAGUACUCUCAGAAGAUAGCGAGUCUUCAGAUGCUUUCAGUUACAUUGUCAAGAUGUUCUUCGGUUCGAUUCUGGCUUUCGUCCUACUUCUCUCCCCAAAGAUGUUCCAUGCUUUUCGGAACCUAUAGAAUCUCGUUGGUUUUGUGUUAAUCGUUUCUUAGAGAAAUGUCUUGGUCAAAUUCAAUAUAUAUAGUCCAAUCUAUUGAAGUACUAGUACACCAGUUCUAAUAAGCUGAUGUGGGUAAG
Molecule: messenger RNA, 1689 nt
Organism: Arabidopsis arenosa
Lineage: Eukaryota; Viridiplantae; Streptophyta; Magnoliopsida; Brassicales; Brassicaceae
Source: the annotation of a GenBank genome assembly